AUGACUACUGACAACAAUCAACAGCCACUACUUAACUAUUGUAAAAAAUACAUUCCAGAACCACACAUCACAAAAUGGUUCAAUAUCAUUAGUAAUGGAUAUUCUGAACCACAUCGAUACUAUCACGGAUUAAAUCAUAUCACAAGAAUCAUUGUCUAUGAUCCAAAGAAGUUCAACAAUAAUGAAGAACAGAGUAUAAAACUAUUUGACGAGUAUGCACAAGAAGUCGAAUUGACUGCAACAGAAAGGGACCACGUUUCACUUUUUAUCGCUGCGACAAUUCAUCAUGAAUUGCCAUUAUUCACGAUUACCAAUAAUAGAGACGGUGAUGAUGAUGAUUGCGAACUAGACAUCAAAGAAGAUUUGAAAUUGUUUUUGGAUCUCGAUUUGGAAGUACUAAGUUGGGAACCUGAUGAAUACGAUAAAUACGCAAAACAAAUACGACAAGAAUACAUUCACUAUUCAACCGAGGACUUUUCGAUCGGUCGUGCAAAAGUACUCGAAAAAUUUCUCGCGCGUGAUAAUUUAUAUUUGUCUCGAGUAUUUUUGGAAGAACGUGGUGGAUGUGAAAUGGAUGCCCGUAAUAAUUUGAUACGCGAAAUUCGAGAAUCACUUCCACCAAGAAGUCCAAGUCCUUCAUUUCCUUCUUCGUCUUCUUUCGGAAAUAAUCAUCGAAGUAGAAUAGCCGGAUAUACAACAUACCAAUCAAAUCCAUUAAUGCAACUUCGCCCAGGGUCGCAAACUACAAUUGAUUGCCCAUCAACGUUGCCACUAACAUCAAUACAAACGUCAUCAACGUAUUCAAACAUCAGAGGAAUAUCAUCUUUUGAUAAUUUUGAAAGUAAUAAAAAAGCUGUUCGAUCAAAAUCCCCCGAAUCAUUUAUUCUUUCUGGUACAAUUCCUACUUUACCAAAUAAUUCACAACAAUCAAAUCGUCGUAGAUCUUUAAGCCUUUAUUAUCCACCACCCUCCGAAUAUCACCCACAAGUUACCCGAGAACAAGAAUUGAGCAGAUAUACUCAUGUUAAUAGCAGCAAAAUAAAUAAUGCAAUUCCACUAUCAAAACGAAGUUUAACUGGAUAUGCCAAAUUAACAUCACGUGACUCUGUAAGUUACGAAAAUCAGCCAAAAUUAUGUAAAUUUUGUCAAGAAGGCGAAGAUUGUGUGGGUGAAAAGAUCACGAUCAAAGGAUCAAAAUACAUAACCAAAGGUCGAUUAUUCUCGACAUGCAAAUGUAAUGGACCAAUGAAAUAUGUUCAUGUUGGAUGUCUAGAACUUUGGCGUAAUACUGGGAUACGUCAAGAAGCUUCAUAUCGAUGUGAGAUUUGCGAAUACGAAUACAAGUUUUAUCGAACUCGCAUCGCAAAAAUCCUAUCAAGUUGGAUUCUUGCACACUUUUUGUCAAUUCUGACAUUACUUGGAUUAUUUUUCGCCUUUUCAUGGAUGACAAAAAUAUUCGAUCACACAAUCAGGAAUGAGAAAUCGGAUUUGAAUGACACCUAUUUUAUUCACCGGAAAAUUGAAUUUUUAAAUUUAGCAAAUUGGAAUUGGAUUGCUGGAUUACUUGCCAUUUCAAUUAUCGGGCUACUUUUUCUCACGUACCACAGUUGGCGAUAUGGAUUUCGAAGUACACGUGAAUUAUAUUUUGGCGGAGGAGGCAGGAUUUGUAAUUGUGGUCACGUAUCGUUUAUACUUUUUAUUGUGUUUUUAGUGUUUGGAUCUGUAAGUGGGUCAUAUUUAUUAUUUCAACGUUUUAUCAGUUGGUUUAUGAAAAGAAUCGAGGAUGUUGUAUUACAGGUGUCAAAAUCACAAUUUAGGUAUACGUAG
Molecule: messenger RNA, 1827 nt
Organism: Ambispora gerdemannii
Lineage: Eukaryota; Fungi; Glomeromycota; Glomeromycetes; Archaeosporales; Ambisporaceae
Source: the annotation of a GenBank genome assembly